GCUGCUGUCAGGCUGGGGUCCCUCCCUGACCUUGGCCUCCGUCACCCCCGGCAUACCCAGCCCAUCAUGCUCCUGCUCCCGAUUCUGCUGCUCAUGCCCCAUGCCAGGGCAGCAGAUUUCGGAUGCGGUGAAAGACCCGUUUUCGAGGGCAGGACUCGGUAUUCCCGGAUCGUCGGGGGGAUGGAGGCUGAGGAGGGUGAGUUCCCGUGGCAGGUGAGUAUUCAGGUGGCCAAUGAGCACGUGUGUGGCGGCGCCAUCCUCAGCACGUGGUGGAUUCUCACGGCUGCUCACUGCUUAAAUUUCGAGGAAAUAGCCCCCCAAGAACUGAAUAUCGUGGUGGGGACCAAUGACUUAACCAGCCCGCACAUGGAAAUUAAGCAGGUCACCAGCAUCAUCCUUCACAAGGACUACAAGAGAGUCUCCAUGGACAAUGACAUCGGUUUGCUGCUGCUGGCUUCGCCCAUCGAGUUCAACGGCCUGAAAGUGCCCAUCUGCUUGCCCCCCCAGCCCAGCCCUGUCAGCUGGCGCCAGUGCUGGGUGGCAGGAUGGGGACAGACCAACUCAACUGAAAAAGACUCCAUGAAAAGCGAUCUCAUGAAAGUGCCAAUGGUCAUCACAGACUGGAAGGAAUGUUCCAAGCUGUUUACAAAACUCACCAAAAACAUGCUGUGUGCCGGGUACCAGAAUGCCAGCUACGAUGCCUGCCAGGGUGACAGCGGGGGACCCCUUGUCUGCACCACAGAUGACUCGGGCAGUAAGUGGUACCAGGUGGGCAUUAUCAGCUGGGGCAAGAGCUGUGGGCAGAAGGACACCCCAGGAAUAUACACCCUCUUGGCCAAAUACGUCCGCUGGAUCAAGAACGUCACGCAGCUGGAGGGAAGGCCCUACAGUCUUAAGGAAAUGAGGAAUUCUCCAAAUCAGCCGCCUCAGAACUCCAGAACCCCAGCAAGCCCCACACCCUGGCUCCUGCCUUGUCUCCUGCCCUGCCUGUUGGUCAGAGCUGUUUUCAACUGGUAAUAAAACAGGUGCAAGUCCCUCACCAAA
Messenger RNA from Chinchilla lanigera (long-tailed chinchilla), 1044 nucleotides. Its product is annotated as serine protease 55. The record is from RefSeq and is a predicted model, not a curated record. Gene Ontology annotation, molecular function: serine-type endopeptidase activity. Lineage: Eukaryota; Metazoa; Chordata; Mammalia; Rodentia; Chinchillidae. The transcript has 5 exons. The coding region runs from base 67 to 1017 and encodes 316 amino acids. Gene Ontology annotation, biological process: proteolysis.